CAGAUUUUCUGAUGAGGUAGCAUCUGAAAUAGCAUGAUGAUGAAGAUGGGUAAAACUGUACAUUACUCGGUGUUCCUUUACGUUCUACUCCUGUUCUUCUCUGUGACCAGUGCUUAUUGGUACGGACCUGAUUAUUGGAACCAGCGAUAUGAGGACUAUGGAAUCGAUUAUGCCACUGGAAAUGACCGCUUCAACGGCAUUUGGUCAGCAACAACUGCGAUCAAUGGCGGCUCUGGCGGCUAUGGAAGAGCUAAUGGUGAUUACAAUGGUCGAAGUAAUACUGGGUGUACUAUAGAUGAAAAUGAACUGACCAUAGACUGCUCUUCAGCAACAACAGUAUUUGUCAAGAACUACAACUUUGCGAAUCUGACGUCGUCCACCUUCUCAAAAGAUGUUGAAGAAAUUACUAUUCUGGGAGGAAGUUUAGAGAGGAUUGCUGCCGAUACCUUCCACAACCUCACCAAGUUAACAUCAUUAACCAUACACAAUACUCCCAUCACAACGUUUCCUGAUGUUUCUAUGUGUACAAGCUUGGAAAAACUAGAUGUUACUAAGAAUAAUAUAAAUUUUGAUGUCUACACUUAUUCGCCACUGACAUUUCCUUCAUCCCUCAAAGAAGUGAGUGUCAUGGAGAACAACAUCGAUUGGGUUCCACCAGGGCUCUUCUCAGGAACAAACAUCGAAUAUCUAGGACUGAGCAUGAAUCAGAUUUCAACCUUCCCAUCUGAUUCCUUGAAGAGGAUGUAUAACCUGACCUUCCUGUCUGUAGAUGGUAAUGAAAUCUCCUCGGUCUCCAAGAGAAAUCUUGAGGUCUUCAAAGACAGUCCUCUAAUACACCUGAACCUGAGUAACAAUGUGAUCACCUACUUGGCUCCAAGGGCUCUUGCUCAACUCAGGGAACUUAAGAUCCUCGAGCUUCACCAGAACUCCCUCUCUUCUAUCCAACCCAAGAUAUUUGAUGAUGUUCCAUCCUUAUUACAUAUUGAUCUGAACAACAAUCAGCUGACCUCUCUGGGUACAAAUUCAUUCACCAAUCUGCCCUCUCUGAGAACUCUACGUCUUCAUUCUCAGAAGGCAGGCUAUGAGAUGGCUACAAUCUCUUAUGAUGCAUUUCAAGGGAUCAAUGGAAAUCUCACCACAUUGUUCAUCAGUGAUAAUCGUCUCGCCAACUUUCCGCAUGCUGCCCUCUCGAGGGAGACGUAUGAAAGUCUUCUAUAUCUGCAUGCUGAUAAUAACCUGAUUACGAACAUCACCUUCUAUUCGGAUGAUGCUUAUAAUGGUGGAACGUAUGAGAUUUAUCUGCGGAUGAAAGAUUCACACGUUCCUUUCACUACCCUACCCAAUGUCAAUGAAGUAUACCUUAGCAUUAAUGCAAUCACAGGACUCAACGAGGGCGAUCUAUGUGAGAUGCCUUAUAUGAACCUGCUAGAACUACAAAGCAACAACAUUGAUGAGACCACAUUGGAUCCACACACAUUUGAUUGUCUAACAGUACUAAAUGAAUUGAAUCUUGACUCGAACAACUUCAACUAUGUCCCAGAGGGUCUGCGAUACCAAGAGAGACUGAUGUCUAUAACCACUCUGUAUCUCUCCAGCAAUCAGAUAACAUUCCUGUUAGAUGGAGCUUUCUCCAACCUCACAACAUUGCGCACUUUGACACUCAGCUCAAAUGAUAUAAUCUCUAUUGAGGACGGAGCGUUCCCUGAUGAUAUAGUGUCUCUAUACCUGAAUAGUAACCAGUUUCAUUUCCUACAUGAGAAUAUGUUUACCAACCAUUCACAGCUUUCUACCCUAUCUCUGUCUGGUAACAACAUUGAUAAGAUCCCAGAUACAGCCUUUGAUGGGUGUACCAGUCUAACUAGUCUGGAUCUUAGCAGUAAUAAAAUCGGUCGUAUCAUGAUCACUCAUUUUGAGGAUAACCCGCUGACCUCUCAGAUAUCUCUCAGUUAUAAUGAGAUUGCUUACAUAGAAGAUGGAACAUUCGCUCAUAUCACAGGCACCAGUUCCUUCUACCUCCAGUACAACGAGCUCACUGAUAUCCCGAUGGGCGGCGACUUUGUGAAUAAGACAAUGUCUCGUGCCUAUUUUAACAAUAAUCGGAUCACCUCAGUGAAGACAAGGGCAUUCUGGAAUUUUGUUUCAUCAAACUUCAAUCUGAAUGACAACGAUAUCAACACGAUAGAAACCCGAGCAUUUGAAGGAGUCAGUAGUACCUAUUUUUACAUCAAUGCGAAUCCAUUGAAACACCUCCAGACUGAAUCCUUCCUGGAUACCUCUGCUACAGAACUGCAUCUGGGUGAUAUGCAGUUAACUUCUUUACCCACGCAUGUAUUUUCUGGCUUGAGUGUCUCAAGAUAUUUUUACUUGGAUAACAACCAGAUAAGUUUUAUUGGCAAUGAGGCAUUUUAUGAUGUUACUGGCUCAUAUGACUUGUUCCUUGAGAAUAACGUAAUUGAUACGAUAGAAGGGAAGAUGUUUGGUGGAUCCAGUACGGCUGAUAGAAUAUAUCUAAAUAAUAACUUGAUAGCAUCGCUACCUACCAAUGUCUUUGAGGAUGUCUCUGCCAAUAGGAUCUACCUUACUAGCAACAGGUUAACUGAAUUCCCAGCUGCUGCUCUCUCAACACAGUCUAUGAAUUGGCUUGAUUUAUCUGAUAACUUGAUCAGUACCAUACCAUCUAGUGCAUUUACAUCACUUACAAGUACGCAAUACAUCUACCUUCAGAACAAUCAGAUUCUUGAGAUAACGUCAUCUUUACUGAGUCCCUUAAAUAACCUUAAGGAAUUGCACAUGUGUAACAACAACAUAACAUCAGUUGGAGAUGGUGCCUUUGAUGGGCUGGAUAACCUUAUUAAAAUCUAUCUGAGCAACAAUCGCAUCGAACACUUUCCUGCCUUCACUGCUUUAGAAGACCUUACAACGAUAGACUUAUCCAAUAAUCAGAUCAGGACACUUGGGGAGAAUGCUUUCAGUCUGCUCGAGAGUGUAUCAUCGGUGAACCUUGCAAAUAACAACCUUGCUUGCAGCUGUAACAUCUGGUUCUCGGUCUACGACGUCCUAUCCCAGGUGACGGGAGGAGAAUGUUCUUCACCUGAUAGUUUGACUGGUACUCUCUUUGCAUCGUCGCAGUCUUCGUCUCUCAACUACUUCCUUAAUCAAGAAAACUACCUCUUCUACUGCACACCGACUGAUAUCAAUGUGACGGCACCAGCGUUUGAGCAGAUCUUGGUCGAAUGGUUUGAACCAGAUGUCUUAUACCCUCCUUACACAAAUGAGACAAUGUACCCCAAUAGCACAUAUUGGUUUUAUGUGAUCAACUGCACCAGUGAUAAUGCACCUGCUGUGACUGGAUUGGUCGGUAACACCACCGAUCUUAGUAUCCUAUUUAAAUCUGGUGAUGGGGUGCAGUAUGGGACAGACUACACGUGUACACUCAGACUCACAUACGGGGGUAAUACGAGUGUGGAGGGGCAGAGUAUUCCUAUAACAACACUGGAAAAUGUUGCAUCCACAAACCUGACAGAGUCUGGGGGAUUGGACAUUUCACUUCAGAUCCUGUAUUAUGAUUUCAGUGCCACUGAGGAUGAUUUUGAUUCAUCCACCAAGACUUUGAAGAUAUCACCCACCUAUGUUGAUAGUCCCUUUCCUGCCUGGUUGAGGGAAUCAGAUGACCCGACCAGCGAUACAUUCUCUGAUUGGUUCAGGAAUGUUGAUAACAAUUAUGUCUUUGAGACCAACAUUGUUAUCCCUUGGUUGAAUACCUCGUCUAUAUAUGACCCUAUAAAUAGAUACUGGUCCCCUUCUUAUUUUCCUUUGGAUGGACUUGGGUAUACAGCUGAAGACCAGAGAGAUUGUUCAUAUGUUCUUCAUAACUUUGGAUUUACAAGUGCAGUCCGAACCGGGAUACAUUUUAAUGGCAGUGAGGAGAUUACGGUGGGAGGAGGCGAAGAGAUUUUUGUUUACGUCAAUAAGAUACUUGUUCUACAAUCUCAGAGAGAAUACCAAUCAGUCACUAAAUGCAAGAAAGUUAGUUUAGCAAAUGCUGAUGGAGGUGGUACAAUCACACCAGAAGAGGGCAGUAUUGUAGAUGGAGAAUGUGUUAUUACCGGGAGUGUUCCUGCAGAGGCUGUGACACUUGAUCUUGUGGUUGGCGAUGCCUAUAGGUUUGAUAUCUUCCACACCGAAAGGCAGAUGUGCAAAUCAGAUUUCUUCUUAGAGCUCAAGCGUUUUAAUGUCAUGGAAGAGGAUGAGAGAAUCAUCGAUCAUUCCGUUCAUAUCAACGAAGGUUUGAGUGUAGACGGCAUCGUCCAGACUCUCUCGGUAGCCGACUAUUUCUCUACUGGUCCAAAUUAUAAUGUUUCCAUUGUCAGUGGUAAUGAGGCGAGGCAUUUCACGAUUAAGAACUACACAACAGAGAAUAUUAAUGCUGGGAUCAUCCCCUCCACGGUGGAACCUACCCCUACCUACACCAUUAAUGGAACAUCCUUUGUCACCUGUGCAUUCACACCUGUACAAAUUCCUGAGCCUGAUGAAGCUGGCAUCCAGGAGUACGACAUCUACACCGAUCAGGUUCUCCUCACCAUUGAGAAUGAAGUCGACUACGAGGUCGCCUACGAUUACCUCCUCAUCAUCAGCGUGGAAGAUAAUAACUCAUCUCCGCCUCGAUCAGGAGAAAUAGCCGUUCAGAUCUAUGUCGAUGAUAUCAAUGAUAACUGUCCAAUCUUCAAUGGCAAUGACAGCUUUGAGUUCUUCCCUCUCCCUGUCCUGAACAACGCUGAGUUAGCUGUCGUUAAUGCCACCGAUCAAGACUCUGGGAUUAAUGCGGAACUUACAUAUCUCUCCAAUACACUAUCAGAAGAACGCAUUGGGAACUCCUCUUUCUACCAAGUUGAGAUGAUCGUCGCAGUAGUAGAUGGUGGUGUCCCUGUCCGAGGGGACGUUGCUAAUGUCAACCUGACUAUCAGUGAGACCUGCCUCUAUGAUGUAUUAGGAGCACCGAUAGAAACUAUCAUCUACACCAAUGAAACCACAGGUGGUCUCUUCCUAAGGGUGCCCAAGUAUUACCUCUUUGAAUAUGAUUGUCGGGACGCCCGAGGUAUGGCCAACGGUGUGAUUCAAGAAGCUCAGCUCUCCUCUUCGAGCAACACCAAUAACAAAUACGAUCCUGACAGGGCAAGGCUCGACCUCAAACCAGAUUCUGAUAUCCCAGCUGGAUCAGGUUGGGUACCUGCAUCAUCAGAUACAAAUCAAUGGAUUCAGAUUGAUAUGGAAGAAAUAACAAUCUUCUCAGGCAUAUUAACCCAAGGAAGCAAUGACUUAGAAUACUGGGUGGAGACAUUUGAGGUUGCCGUUAGCAACGAUACCUCCAGCUGGUCUUACAUCAUGGAGGAUGGCAGUACAAAGACUUUUACAGGGAACUCUGACCAGGACACAGUGAAAAGGAACAUCUUUGAUGAGGUCUAUGCUCGUUAUAUCAGAAUAUAUCCUCAGUCGUGGAAUGAUGAGAUUGCUCUCAGACUAGAGCUGCUUGGCUGUACUCCGGAAAGAAGGUUUAGACAUUUAUCUCAAUGUGAGCGAUGUGAGACGACCAAUUAUUGUAUAGGAGACGGUCUCCAGCGUCCUUGUGGUCGGUGUGAUCCUCCUUCUGAUGAUUGCGAUCGAUCUCCCACUGAACAUUCCUUCGGUCAUGCUUCAGAGUGCACUACAUGUCCUGUAGGAUGGCUCUGUGAAGACGGCUAUGCAACCCAUUGUCCAACUUAUAGAUAUGCAACAUGUAAUACAACGUAUUGCCCCAGUGAAUGUACAACCUGUGAGUCUGGAUCAGCAUGCUUCGAUGGGAUUAAGUCAAUAUGUGGAACUGGAACAUUCUCAUUGGGUUAUGAUACAGAGUUCUGCAAAGCGUGUGCCCCGGGCUCAUACAACAACCAGACCGAGCAGUCUGAAUGCACAUGCUGUGAUAGUGGGUUCAGUAGCACCGAGGGCAAGACGGAGUGCGCCCCCUGCCAGAUUAGCGAAUACUCAGAAGGAAGCUGCGACCUCUGCAAGACGUGUCUGUCGGAGACUGACUGUCCAUGCUUUUCCAGUACAGGACCGUGCACUGAGGGUGUGGUGUGUGUGAAUACCGGUGGAGAUGGGACAUUCCGUUGUCUUGAUUGCCCAAAGGGAUAUACCGGUACUGGUGAUAAUUGUGUGGAUAUAAAUGAGUGUGUAGAAGCGAAUCCAUGUUUUAACACCAGCGCCUGCGUGAACUUUGAACCCGGAUUUGAAUGCGGAGCCUGCCCUCUAGGUUACGAGGGAGAUACACCUCAUGGUAUCGGACUAGCUUAUGCUAACGCCAAUCCACAGGUGUGUUCUGACGUCAAUGAAUGCGAUGUAGACAAUGGCGGGUGUGACCCUGAUGUAGAAUGCAUUAAUUCAGUGGGAAGCUACUCCUGUGGUACGUGCCCUCCUGGCUACCUUGGUAACACUAUAGUCGGGUGUACCCCAGGAGACUACUGCGCACUGAAUCUCGAUAAUUGCCAUGACAACGCAACAUGCACGUCAACAGGAGCGGGGACUUUUACUUGCGAGUGCAACGAUGGCUACGCUGGCAACGGGGAAUUCUGCGGCUUGGAUAUUGACAUGGACGGCCGACCGGUAGCAUCCCUGGAAUGCAACGAUGGCUCUAGCAAUGAAUGCAAGGCAGACAACUGUGAGGUUGCGGCAAACAGCGGACAAGAGGACGCCGACAAUGAUCAGAUCGGAGACGAAUGCGACCGAGAUGACGAUAAUGAUAGCAUCUAUGAUGACCAGGAUAAUUGCCAGUACGUAGCCAAUCGAGAUCAAGCCGAUACUGAUGGAGAUGGUUAUGGUGAUGCCUGUGAUGUCUGCCCUUCGACCUUUGACCCCAACCAGUUUGAUACCGAUGGUGACGGGGUUGGAGAUGAGUGUGAUAACGAUGACGAUGGAGAUGGAAUCGCUGACAGCUCUGAUAACUGUCCGCUGUUCAAUAGCACAGACCAGACGGAUACGGAUGGCGAUGGGAUAGGUGAUGUGUGUGACAACUGUCCUGACAACUCGAACUCUGCGCAGACCGAUACUGAUCAAAACGGCUAUGGCGAUACUUGCGAUGAUUAUGAUGGCACCAAUAUAGAUCGUGAUGGUGAUGGUAUUAUUGAUAUCGCUGACAACUGCUUGGUUAUACCAAAUGCUGAUCAAACAGACACGGAUAGUGAUGGAGUUGGUGAUGAAUGUGAUGAUGAUAAAGACGGUGAUGGGGUCCCAAACAGCUCUGACAACUGCCCUCUAUAUCCUAACGCUGGACAGACAGAUGACAAUGGUAACCUCAUAGGAGAUGUUUGCGAGACAGAUUACGAUGGAGACGGUGUGACAGACGAUGAUGAUAAUUGUCCGAAGAGUAACCGCUACCAUGUGACGAACUUUGACCCAUUUAUGUCGGUGAAUCUCGAGACGGUGGACGAUCCGCCAUCAUGGUAUUUGACAGAUUCAGGUAAAGAAGUUCACCUCUUCAACUCCUCCUUCAUCUCUUCCCCUGUGAUGUUGAUCGGCUAUGAUACCUUAGGACCGGUAGACUUCCGCUGCACCAUGUACGUGAAUGGUGACGACGGGGGCAACUACAUGGGCUUCGUCUAUGGCUAUCAGAGCAAUAGGAAGUUCUAUGUAGCGAUGUGGAAACACACCAACUUGAACAAGGAUACCCAAUAUGCUGGAUUAAAGGGAUUACAGAUCAAGAAGGUGCACUCUACAACAGGCCCAGGGACCACGUUAGCCAACGCUCUGUGGCACUCGUACACCACAUCAAAUGAAGUAGAACUGAUGUGGCAUGACCCCCUGAUGCAGGGGUGGCAGCACAGGACAGCAUAUCUAUGGAGACUUACGUAUAGGCCUUCUAUUGGGAUUAUGAGGGUCACAAUCAAAUCUGGAGAUGUAACUUUGACGGAUUCUGGUGACCUUUACGACACGACCUUUCUCGGAGGUCGUCUUGGUGUCUUUGUUUAUGACCAGCCCGAUGUCACCUUCUCCCAUAUGAAAUAUGAAUGUGCUGAUAGAUUAAACCAAGCUCUCCAAUUCGAUGGGGACGAUGAUUAUGUGAUACUACCCGGUAUCCAGUCGCUUGAUAUCGAUGAGAGCUUUACAUUAGAAGCUUGGUGUUACCUAGAGACAGGAUCUCUAAGUUCCACGCUACCAGUGUUUGGAGCGGCUGAUGAUAGUCUUUCUCUUAUCAUAGAAGAUGGCUAUGUCUAUGGGAAAUAUGGGAGCUUUUAUGUGAAUGCUACAAGCAGUCCACUUGUAGAAGAUGCCUGGAACCAUGUAGCUCUCAGACUAGAUGCACAAGAUUGCAUCUUGUCCUUAUUUGUGAAUGGAACAUUAGAGGAUGAUACUACUAGCGUACCUGGUCUGACGUGGAACUCUGAUGUGGAUCUGUAUCUUGGAGCUGAUAAUAGCAGCAAUCUGUUUGAAGGAACUAUGGAUGAGGUUAGAAUAUGGGGGCUAGCUCUAUUAGACUCUGAGAUUGAGGAGCACAUGCAGCUAGCUGGUCUGGACUGGCAGAAACACAAGAAACUACUGGAUGGUCAUUAUACUAUGGACACUGAGAGUGAUGGAUCCACCAUGCUGGUUGAUGAUUCACUGUACGACAAUCAUGGAAUGAUUAUGGGAGACGCAACGUUUAUACCAAGUACGCUGGACGCUGGAAGGUUUGAAGUGACUUACCCUGACUCAAGACGAAGGAGAAGAAGGAGGAGUAUUGAUAGACAUACAGAAUUAUGAUCAAAGCUAAUAAAUGCUGAAUUAACUAAUGCACAAGCAGUUUUAUACAUUGAUAAGAUCAAGUACAGGAUUUGUAUCAAGCACGCUGUACAGUGGAAGGUUUGAGGUGACUUACCCUGACUCAAGAAGAAGGAGUAUCGAUAGACAUAUAGAAUUAUGAUCAAAACUAACAAAUGCUGAAAGAACUCAUCUUAAUGCACAAGCAGCUUUAUACAUGGAUUAGAUCAAGUACAGGAUUUGUAUCAAGUACAUUUAACGUUGGUAGGUUGGGAAUAACCUGUCUAGACUCGAGACAAAGAAGAAGAAGUAUUGACAGACAUACAGAAUUAUGAUCAAACCUAUCGAAAGUGGAGAGAUCUGUUUUCAUUCCUCAGUGUUUUAUAUGACUUCAGUAGAUCAAGCAUUGAUACCAAGUAAACUGGACGCAGGUAGGUUUGAAGUUAUGCAGACUCAAAACGAAAGAGAAGUAUUGAUAGAUAUACGGAACUAUGAUCAAUACUAUCGAAAGUGGAGUGAACUCAUUUAAUUGCUAAGGCAGUUUGAAAAAUGGAUUAGGUCAAGUAUUUGUACAGAGUACACUAUAUUCUGGUAGUUUUGAAGUAACCUAUCCAGACUCGAGAAGGAGGAGGAAUGUCAAUAGACAUACAGAUAUACGAUCGUACCUAUCGAAAAAGGAGAGAACUUCUUUUCAUUGCUCAGUUUUUUUAAUGACUUGAGUAGUUCAAGCAUGCAUGAUCAAAAAGACUUUGUACAUGUAUGGAUUAAUGAACAGGCAAUAUGAAGAAAAUAGAUCCAUAAUUUGUACCGAGUGUACUAAGCUGUCAGAGGGACUGAAAAAUACUUAUAUUUUUUUUAUUUAUUUUUAAAUGCAAUGCCCAAACCUUUCUUAUUUGAUAAGAUAUGUAUAAAACAUUUAUAUUGAAUGUGAACUGUAGAUAUUGAAUGAACUCUGAGACAAAGAAGAGCUUUGAUGUUUCUUGUUGAAGUACAUUGAGGCUAUACCGUCCAAAUCUAGACAAAGAAAUGGUUUCAGGUGUCUGUUCUAUUCUUAGAUGAUGUACACAAACAUAUACAUGAUUUUUACAAACUGGAAUGUCUUGUAUGCCAAAGAUAACCCAGACAUUUUGUACUGAGCAUUAUUGCUUUAUAUUGAACUUAUGACAAACUUAAUAAUGAUAAAAAUGUAAUAUUGAUGUGGAGCAUUCUGGCCAAGUGGAUUAGUCUUCAGUUUGAAACAGAGGGUUGCGGGUUCAAAUCCCAGCCAUGGCGUAGUUCAAUGGUUCCUUCAGCAAUAAAUUUAUCCCUAUUGUGCUGCACUUGACCCAGGUGAGGUACAGUAUCCCUGGGUAUCUGGUAGAAAUUAGACCCUUGAAAUAUGUGUGUGCUGUAAGGAAUCACUGCCACCAAGCUUCAACCUGGGGUGGUAUUCUGAAAAUUGUCUUAACUUUUCUUGUAAGUCAGCAAUAUAACAGCUCACUAAAAUUCUCUUGAAUUGGUAUUCUGAAAAUUGUCUUAACUUUUCUUGUAACUUUUCUUGUAAGUCAGCAAUGUAACAGCUCACUAAAAUUCUCUUAAAUUGGUAUUCUGAAAAUUGACUUAUCUCUGUAAGGACGUCCCCUAUUUCACCUCUGACACGUCCAAUAUUUCAUCAUCAACCAAUCAUUAAGCUUGUCGUUAUAUGCUUAGGUCAACCAAUAGAAGCGUCUCUUCUGAAAAAUAAUGAAGCGCAUUGUUGAUAUGAUGCGUAAUUUCCUUGCGCCCCCGACGCCUAUGCUUGUGCGCUUCUGUGCUAAAAAUACACGUAGCUCUUCUCAAAGAUAUAUUUUCUCUGAAAAGAUUCAUCGUCUCGAACACCAAUUUAAGUCUACCAAUCCGUCGUUAUAAUGUCUUUGGAAUGUCUCCUUUUGUAAAACAAGAUGUUCUUGCGGGAUGCAGCAAGAAAUGAUUAUUACAGACGGACAAAUAUCGCAUGCAACAAUACGUUACAAUAGCCCCCUACCUCUUGUAAAUUUUCUUGUAUUUUGCAAGGAAGUUAACAGAACGCAAAGAUAAGAGAAUUUUCAGAAUACCUUUUAUCUCGAUGUUAUCUUGUGCAAAGGGAUAUUUAGGCGCCGUUUUUAACUCUACACAUAAUUCUAGCUCUGACAUCAUACGCGCUCAGCGAAAGUUACAAGAAAAUUUACUAGAAAAGAUACAAGAAUUUUCAGAAUACCGAUUUUAUUGUAACUCUAAAGAUACAAGAAUAUUUCUCUUAAGACAAUUUUCAGAAUACGGCCCCAGGUUUAUAAUAUCCAAAUCCUUUGGAAGCGCAUCUAUAGAGAUAUUAUAAUCAUAAUGUGAUAUACGCUAUACAGUGUGCCCCACAAAAAAGGAAACCCGUGAUCAGAGAUUGAUUUCACAAUUUAGUAAACCUGUUUUUCUAUGAAUUUUAUACUUAUGAUAAGAGUGGAAACUCAUCUUUAAUUUGAGACCAACAGCUUUGCAAAUCAUUCAUGGCAGAUUACAGACAAUUAAUAUUGAGGUCUAUCAGAAACGAUUUGCGCAGAAACUCACAUGCUUAUCUGAAUCCACCUCAUUCCAGGGUCAGUGAGAGAGUUUGCCUUUGAAGAAAUAAGAUGUGGGAAUCCCGGUUUCCUUUUUUUCUGGGACACACUGUGCAAGAACUGUUUAUUAUAAUUAUCAUUAUUUUCAUCAUUAAUAAAAUUAAAUGAUCAUUCGGGUGAUACUACAGGGGUCAGGGGACAUUACUACCCUGUGGUAUUUCAAGUAAUGACUGUAAAGACAGG
Lytechinus pictus (painted urchin) is the source of this 11555-nucleotide messenger RNA. RefSeq lists its product as uncharacterized. Gene Ontology annotation, molecular function: calcium ion binding; protein binding. The record is from RefSeq and is a predicted model, not a curated record. The transcript has 69 exons. Lineage: Eukaryota; Metazoa; Echinodermata; Echinoidea; Temnopleuroida; Toxopneustidae. Bases 34 to 8769 code for a protein of 2911 amino acids. Gene Ontology annotation, cellular component: plasma membrane; extracellular region. Gene Ontology annotation, biological process: homophilic cell-cell adhesion.